AUGUUUCUUCGUUCAUCAUUAAGAUAUUUCACAACUUCAAGAAUGGUUUCAUCACAAGUUAAAGAUAAAGUUCAACAAUUAAUUAAAUCAAAACCAGUUUUUAUUGCUUCUAAAACUUAUUGUCCUUAUUGUGCUGCAACAAAGAAAACAAUUGAACAAAUUACAAGCGAUGCUUAUAUUAUUGAAUUAGAUGAAGAAUCAGAUGGUGCUGAAAUUCAAGAAGCUUUAUUAGAAUUAACUGGUCAAAGAACUGUUCCAAAUGUUUUCAUUGCUGGUGAACAUAUUGGUGGUAAUUCAGAUGUUCAAGCAUUAAAAUCAGAAGAUAAAUUAGAUGAUAAAAUUAAAGCAGCUUUAUAA
Insectozyma verbasci is the source of this 357-nucleotide messenger RNA. The record is from the annotation of a GenBank genome assembly. NCBI's taxonomy places the organism in Eukaryota, Fungi, Ascomycota, Pichiomycetes, Serinales, Debaryomycetaceae.